Sphaerodactylus townsendi is the source of this 1226-nucleotide messenger RNA. RefSeq names its product SH2 domain-containing adapter protein D-like. The coding region runs from base 879 to 1226 and encodes 115 amino acids. The record is from RefSeq and is a predicted model, not a curated record. The transcript has 3 exons. Lineage: Eukaryota; Metazoa; Chordata; Lepidosauria; Squamata; Sphaerodactylidae.
CGGGCAGCCAAACUUUCCCCGCCGCUGCGUCUGUUGCAAACCUUUCCAAGGGGGUGUGCAGAUCCCCGGGCUUGCAAACAGCCCGGCUUUGCGUCGCUUUUGGCUCAUUCCCCCCCCCCCCUCCCUUUUUUUCCCCCCCUCUUCUUCUUCUGGCCGGUUUUUAUUUUUUGUUCGGGCUCUUUGCAACAGAUCAAUGGAGCACCAAGCCUUUAAACGGGCAAAAUUAUGGGAUGGCGCGUGCCUGCCCCCGCGCGCAUCCAUCAAGCGCGGGGGCUGGGGCUUAAAACCCGUCUGCAGCCUGAUUUAUAUAUUUUGGGGAGAGGGAAAAGAAGCAAGCAAGCAAGCAAGCAAGCAAGCAAGCAGGGGGGGGGGAAGGGAGAGGGGGGCGUGCGCUCGGCUUCCUCUCCCCGAGGAAUCUGCAGAGGGCGAUCCGAUGCAAACAAAGGAAGGGAUCUUUUUGACUCCCCCCCCCCCCCCAAUGGAUCACACACCCCCUCCUCUGCAACUCCAGCGAUUAAAUCCCCGCCGGCUGCUCUGCCCUGAACUUUGAAGGCUGGGCUGGAAGGAGGCGCCUCGGCUCCUGGCGGCGGAGGGGAGGAGGAGGGGGCGCUUUUUGGGGGCGGCGGGGGCGACCCCACAAGCUUUCCUCCGCAGCCGGCAGAACCGUUUGGGGCCGAGUUCCCCGCUGGAGAACGAACGGCAGGCCUAGCGGAGACGGACGAUUCUUAAUUUGGAUUAUAAACUGCAUUGACCUGUGACGGAUUAUCUGGUGGCGGUCUGAGAAUCCCUUUCUCGCCCGGCUUCUCGUGCCAAGAGAUACCGGUGGUUUGGCGGGAACUAGAAAGGACCCAGAGAAAGGGGUGGGGGGGACACCACCGAUGGCCAAGUGGCUGAAAGACUACUUGAGUUUUGGGAGCAGGAGGUCUCCCCCGCAGCCCCCCAAGCCGGACUACACGGAAAGCGAGAUCUUGAAGGCCUACCGGGCCCAGAAGAGCCUAGACUUUGAGGACCCUUACGAGGACGGGGACAGCAAACCUGAACCCGAGCCCGGCGGGUCCCCCGGCAAAGGUGUCGCCGCCGGCAGCGGUUCGGAAGGGAAGUAUGGCUCUCCGAAACACCGCCUUAUCAAAGUGGACUCCUCCGAUCUCAACCGGAGCAAAGCUCUCUUGGCUACUGCCGCGGAGGAAUCCGGAGCGCUGCUGGAUCAGGCAGAAGUUGCUGUUUGA